Messenger RNA from Lentinula edodes (shiitake mushroom), 1623 nucleotides. RefSeq lists its product as uncharacterized. NCBI's taxonomy places the organism in Eukaryota, Fungi, Basidiomycota, Agaricomycetes, Agaricales, Omphalotaceae. The record is from RefSeq and is a predicted model, not a curated record. The transcript is spliced from 6 exons. The coding region runs from base 87 to 1541 and encodes 484 amino acids.
AUGGGUAACCUUUUCAUUUCUGUUCCCCUUCUGCUUAUUUCGUUCUCCUCUGUACUCUCUCGACAACCUUUCCUUUCGUUUUUUUCAUGGUUCUUCGCCGGCGUACGGAGUCUUUGUCCAGCGGAUCUCGCCCACCCUCUAGCUUUGUUCCAACAUCCUCACAUUACGCUCACGUCUCAUGUUACCGUUCAUCUCAAAUGGAAAUGCGAGUGCACAGUGCCUCUGUCAAGAUUGCAGGAAUGGACAAAACACACUUGGUACCAGUGUUCGGUGAAGGGGACAAAGUGUCGGGCACGAUCACCCUUGACUCCAAAGCACCAUCCUCAGGACGUUUAGUCGUAACUGUCGAAGGUGCUUUCUUCUACGACGAUUUUUCUCAAGCAGGGGGCUCCAAAGGGCGUCCUGAACUUCGGAAACAUGUCUUCUGGUCGUCUUCUUCCACAAUACAGGUUUCACCUUCCCUGGAUUCAUUUCUGAGUUUGUCGACACCACGGACCACUUUUCGGGACGGCUUCACGUCUACAAUAAGAUCCAUCAAGCGAAGACCCAGUGGUUCUAGUCUGAACACUACAGUGUCAGUCCCCGCCGCAAAGUCGCCAGUAUCUCCCGGGUUCAAUCGUACAUAUUCCUUUUCCUUUGAUUUGCCUCGUAGUAAUCGGACUGGAGAGGAAAUCCCCCCUACAUUCGUAUCCGCUGGACAUAGUGAGCUAAGAACACCAGGGGCUCAUGCAGAAGAUUCGAACGUUGCCCGUUCCUUUGGGGUCGAGUAUAAGCUCUCCGUCGCUUGGGAACCGACUGAGUCAUUUGAAUAUCCCUCAUUUGUGACCGCUCCGAUAUAUUAUCAUCCUGAUACAGGCUUUCAAUCUCUGGAUGGUUCCUCUCAAGAAUCGAAGUCAUGGUUAGAAAUGCCUCUACGCGUCGACCGUCCCAUGCCUCUCCGCUGUGCUAUCACCCUACCAACCGCAGUUACCUUCUCUCGUUCAUCGUCUAUUCCUUACUAUGUUGUCUUUACUACGACCCCAAGAAGCCCGGCUCUUGCGCGGGAGAUAGCAUCGGAUGCUACCAUCUCAGCUAGUCUCAUUCGCCAGAUCACUGUGACGGAACAGUCAUUUCUUCCACCGACACCUCCACAGACUCCUGGUGGAAGUGAUGAGUCUGACGGAAUCCGCGGUGUGCAACUCUUGAAACGAGUUGUGAAGCCCUUAUCUCCCCGUGUUUCUGAUGAAUCACUGGAGGUGGAUCAAAAGCCUCUCCCGCGCUUACCAAUGCACGCAGUAUUCAAAGAUUCCCGUCUGCUGCAUACUAGUAUUUGCAUUGGUUUCCCCAAGCGACCUCGCCAGCACACUGGCUCUGACCAUCACCCCUCCCUCGAGGCCCAAUCUUCACUUCCGGACGGCUUACACAAAGCCAAGUUUAAUCUAAACAAGGAUAUGCUUCCCUCAAUUGACUGGCAGGGAGUAAGCGUCAAGUAUUAUAUCGACAUUUCGGUUUUGGUGGGGUCAGAUACCCUUCGAGCGCGUAUACCAAUCCGUGUCACAUAAGUCUGAGAGGCCGAUUCGAGAUGGGCCUCCUUCCUCUCACGAAUACCGUUCCUGUGCAUACAUACUUCGCUUCAACUUCGUU